Erpetoichthys calabaricus (reedfish) is the source of this 2075-nucleotide messenger RNA. RefSeq names its product ETS1-related protein (gene etsrp). The record is from RefSeq and is a predicted model, not a curated record. Gene Ontology annotation, biological process: cell differentiation; regulation of transcription by RNA polymerase II. NCBI's taxonomy places the organism in Eukaryota, Metazoa, Chordata, Cladistia, Polypteriformes, Polypteridae. The transcript has 8 exons. Gene Ontology annotation, molecular function: sequence-specific DNA binding; DNA-binding transcription factor activity, RNA polymerase II-specific. The coding region runs from base 54 to 1154 and encodes 366 amino acids. Gene Ontology annotation, cellular component: nucleus.
AGCGCGUCAGAGAGUCAGAGAGUCAGAGAUAAUAAGCCCGGGUCCAGUCAGCAAUGGAAAUCUAUCACUCAAGUUACUACUGCGAGGACUUCAGGACUCAGGAGGUCCCAUCUGGCCUGGACCUGGCAUCACAGGUCCCCAAUGGAGAAGAAUCCUCUUUUUCAUUCGACGCCCUUUGCUUCGGAUCUCAGCUGUGUGCCGACGUUUACAACGGAUUCGCCAAGGAGAUUCCACUUUUUGAUCCUAAAGGAUGCAGGAGCGACUCCGGCCACGUUGAUGCGGACACCACCUUGGAUCUGCAGGGCUGGACAGAAUAUGCAAAUGUUUCCGCUGGCAGACCCUCCGACCCCAACCAGAGCGUCCCCAUCUCUUGCUAUGAAGAAGCCGAUUUCUUAAGUCAAGCCUAUCAGACCCUGCACUCCGUCAACUCCAGCGCCCUGCACAGGGAGUACAUCAGCAGCACCACCGUGGAUGGCGGAAUGGCACCGCUGCCCAACCAGUAUCUGCCAGUCAAGCAGGAGCCCUACUUGAACCCCGAGCACGGCGGAGCCCCGGAUCAUGCAGGCUGCGCUGCUGAGCAGGACUUCUCAAACAACCGGAUUUACAAACAAGACGUGGACCCCUCAUUCUCUUGGCAAGGCUACAACUACUCACCCGACAGCAGCCUCCUGCUGCCCGACUACUCCGCGCCCGCGCAGUCCGUGUCGCCAUGCUGCCCUCGUGUGGCCAAACACAGAACGACAAGUAUUAUAUCACCGAGGCACUGCUCGGAAAAGCCGACGUCUGGAAUGGUGGCCUAUUCAGGUUCAGGUCCCAUCCAACUCUGGCAGUUUCUGCUCGAGCUUCUCUUGGACGAAUCCUGCCAGCCCUUCAUUAGCUGGACUGGAGACGGAUGGGAGUUUAAGCUGUCUGAUCCAAAUGAGGUGGCCAAACGCUGGGGAAAGUGCAAAAACAAGCCAAAGAUGAACUAUGAGAAGCUGAGCCGUGGCCUGAGGUAUUAUUACCACAAGAAUAUCAUCCACAAAACCGGUGGCAAGCGCUACGUCUACCGCUUUGUAUGCGACGUGCAGAGCAUGCUGGGGAAGACGGCAGAAGAGUUGCACGCCAGCCUGAACGUGAGGGUGAAGGGCACCCCAAGUCCACAGUGCUACUGACCGCCGCUGACGAAGGACCUCUAGAUACCUGCAGCCAGCUGAUCGUGGCACAGCCUUUCCAACUACAUAUUUCUGUUGGCACUUGAAAGAACUUGAUGAAGAAAGCAACUGAUCUCAUCUGAGAUCCUCUUAGCUGUUGCAAUUUCUCCACUAAAACAAUGACAGUCUGAACGAUUUCAGAAAUUUAGAAUAUUAUAAAAUUAUCUUAAUAGGAUGGAGGAAUCUGGCUGGGUGGGCUCACAUUAAGGGCUCCUCUGCUGUCGAAAUCCAGAUGAGAUGAUCAGCGCAUUCUCAUUCUUCAGGUUCAUCACAAAAAGGCCACCCCUUCUCCAUGUCCCAGGUUGAUUUUUCACAUCUCAUGAUGUCUUGGGACUGUUCUUUUUCACUCCAUGGUGGGCACCACUGUUUUAUUUACCUUGUUCGAAAACUCCUUGUGUUGAAGUCUUGCAUAAGGCUGAUUUGGGACAUCUCCUUGACUAGUGAAAGCAUCUGAAAAUUCAGGAAGCUGUGGCCUCAAUUUUAGGGGAACACACAAUGGAUGGUAAAAUCUAUGUUGUCCUAAUACUGGCUAUAGUAAUAAUAAUAAUAAUAAUAAUAAUAUUAAAAUGGAUUAAGCAGAAAUAAAUCACAAAUGACUUGUCUGAACGGACGUCCAAGUGAGCCUGUCUAAUUGUUGCAAGUUCCUGCUGUCACCUUCAACACCGGCUCAAUAUGGCGGCAUACUGCAGUCCUUAGCUGAACCCAGGAGGGGAGUGACCAGCUUCGAUUGUGUUAAUUUGCAUAUACCAGGUGCAUGCUGGGAUAUAUCAAGGUGUUCCAUCUUUAAACUGUGUAGCUAAAUACAUAAAAUUGAACUAUAAAUAGUGUAAAUAAUAUUUUAAAUUUAUCUCCUGUACUUUUACUCCUAUCAUAUUAUAAUAA